UCGGCAAGCGCUUGCUCGAUGACUGCACCGCGUACAUGAACGCGACGGGCUCCAGCCUUCAGCGCGACGUCGAGUCCGUGCUGGAGCAGGUAAACGUGACGGUCCUCUUGGAAAGCGAUUCGCACAGCACCGCUCUCGUACGAGCGAUAAACAUCUCGUUCGCGACGGGUCUCCACAGCGCCGUGGUCGUCGCACGAAGGAAGGAUGAUCGAAGCACGUUUGUCCACCUCAUGAACGCGCCCUCGAUACGACGAGAACUGCGAGCUGCACCCACGGACGAUGAAGUCGAGGCUUACGUCGUUGACGUCAUACGCCACGUGACCUCCGAUGCCGUGGACAUCGCUCGCGAAGUGUUCGACGUGGACAGCGAGGUAGAGACUUUCGCUGAAGAGGAUGUGACGAGCGUACGGCUUUCCGCUGGUGAACUAAAGAGUGACGCCGGCUUUCCGUCGGGUGUCUGGAAGCAGGCGUUUGGUUCGUUCAACGACCAAGGGCUCACGGUGACCGACGUCGACAUGUUACUCUUCACCGGAUACGAGCAGACCCGGAAAGUCUUCCAACAUCUGGCCGAGGCUCAGCUCCGAACGACCGCGUGGUACCUCAUUAUUACCAUUCUCGCUCAGGCUCUUCAAUACGACUUCGCCAGACGCUUCCACCCGACCGGUGGCCAAGACACCGGACAUCUCUGCUUCGAUGCCGUCAACGCAGCCUUACAUCUGCACUGGCAUUUGGUGUUGCGGGGCAUCGCUGUGACCCACCCGGCAGCGGGGAUCGGCGAGCUUAACUCCAUUUUUUUCAACGUCCACCGAAUUACCGUACCCGACUGGCUCGACGAAGAAACGGCUGCUCUGGCGCGCAGAAGGGUCAACAAGACCUCAUUAGAGACACUGGCGCCCUCUGCCGGUGAUGGCGACGUCACGAACGCGAACACCACUUACCUCCAACGGGAGUUGCAACCGUCGUCGGCGGAAAAAUCGAAGCCAAGUUUUCCAGGAAGUUACGUCGCCUUCCGCGCGCUUUCCCAGAGAGAGGGCGUCCUGCGCAAUCCGCCCCACUGGGUAACCGCACGCAUGGCGUCGCUGUGGGCUCACCCGUGGCCGGUGUACGAUGUCCUCUACGACAAGAUCUUCCUGCCGGCAGCAUACCUCGACAGUCCAGUGUUCUACAGCGAACGCACAGCGCCGCAAUUUCUGUACGGUACUGUUGGGGCUGCGAUGGCUAAGGCAUUGGCCGACGUCGUUGGUCCUUAUGGCAGAUGGAACGCCAGUUCACCGCACAGGCCGCAGGACUCGUGGUGGACCAUCCCGAAGCUCUUCGACGCCCAACUGCGGCUGGGAUGUCUGCGCACGCGCGCCGACGAGGACGUGCUUCGGCACCCGAACCGGAACCCCCACCCGAAGACGUCGGAGACCUUCAAGAGCAGCGCGUUCGCCUGGAUGCGCGCCGCCAGGGUCGCGCACGACGCCAUGAGGAGCGCCGUCUACAACGACCGCGGUGAGGGUUCCGCACGCGACCCGUACUGGCCGAAUGCCCAGAGGCAGUUCUUCGCUCGCUUCUGCCUCAUGGCCUGCGGAACCGAGAGGCGGGACGCUCUGAAGCCCCGGGAGCGCUGCACCUGGCCCCUCCUGAGUAUGCCCGAGUUUGCGACGGCGUUCGACUGUCGAAACUCGUCUUACAACGAUCUGCGAGAGUCGUGCGCUCCUUUCUGACACGUGUCGUCGUCGUGCGGCCUAUCUUUUGCGACAGCUGUGCCCUAUAGACGCUCCCCGUCUUCAUCGAGCCUGUUUUUAGAGAAUGUCAAAUGUUGCGUUUAUUGGUAGAGCGAGGAAAAAUAUAUUACUUUUUAUCAUUAUGUUUGCAAUACCUAGUGUAAUUGUAGCGUUCAGAAGGCACGUUCGGAACUUCGACCACGUGGACUCAAGAACACGCUCGCUAUACGGCGCAAUACUGAAAUUAUUUUACGAUGCGUUUUUCCACACGUUUUCAUUCCCAUUUCUCUUUCUUUCCUUUUUUUUACUAAUACACCUCAUAGAACUUUCCAAAACAAUAUGUCGCAUUCAUAUGCCCUGCUCUUUCCGUGUAAUACUUUAAUUUUUUGGAAGGCAGUCAUGUUUUAUGGUUUCCACUGGAAACCUUUGCCAAUUCCCCAUCGUAGGUGCGUGCCAUAUUUAAAAUGCAAGGACAACAAGAUCAGGAGAGCGGUGUGCCUUGGCCUUACACGAGCGUGGUGACGACCACGACAGUCUGACUUUUGCAACGACCCUUUGAAAGAUUUCCCAUUUUAUAUGGGCAUUGGUGGUCGUUCUCGUGUCUUUAGUCCAUGGCUUACGGGUGGCCGUGUGCUCGGGGUGGUUUCGACGUGCUCAUUAUUUGGGUAUUUUCAUGUCGCCCACCACACUGUAAGCGCAAAUUAGGCCAUAUGAGCGUUUAACAGCUGAUAUGCCCUUUUACCUCCCGAACCCAAAAUAAGUAGUCUUACCAGAGGGAAUCAAAUAGGCUAAA
Molecule: messenger RNA, 2502 nt
Organism: Dermacentor andersoni
Lineage: Eukaryota; Metazoa; Arthropoda; Arachnida; Ixodida; Ixodidae
Biological process (GO): protein processing
Cellular component (GO): plasma membrane
Molecular function (GO): metalloendopeptidase activity
Source: RefSeq, a predicted model, not a curated record